Scylla paramamosain (green mud crab) is the source of this 7722-nucleotide messenger RNA. Its product is annotated as mucin-1-like. Lineage: Eukaryota; Metazoa; Arthropoda; Malacostraca; Decapoda; Portunidae. The transcript has 7 exons. Gene Ontology annotation, biological process: cell-cell adhesion. Gene Ontology annotation, cellular component: membrane; cell-cell junction. The record is from RefSeq and is a predicted model, not a curated record. Bases 165 to 1775 code for a protein of 536 amino acids.
CGAGUUACGGUGUGUGCGUAUUCGUAGGUUUUCGCCGCGCCUGGAGGACGUGCCCUUGCCCGUGUCGGCGUGAGCGUGAGUGGUGAGCGUGAGCGGUGAGUGGCGAGCAGGCGGCGCUGCCUGGCGAGGUGCCCGGGUGGUGAUGGUGCGGGGCUGGCAUCCCCAUGGAGGCACUGGGCUCCCUGGCGGCGCGGGCUCGCGGGGCCCUCACCACCGCCUUCUCCUUUCGCGAGUCUUCAAGGAACAAGGGUGCGGCGGCGGCGCCCGUGCAGGAGCAGUCCGUGACUCACCUGCGUCCCCCGAGACCACACAGCGGCAGGCGCCAAGCACCCCACUCUGACUUCACCCCCGCCCGUGAGCUGACCUGCCCGCGCCCCCGCCACGAGGGUAGCAUCCGCGGCGUGCAGGAGGGCGUGCAGCUGUACCAAUACCUGCCGCCCAACCCUCACACGGUGGGCGUGCCCGUGCCUGACGUGCACCACCCACACCCAUACUCGCGCCGCGGCCACCACGCCCCGCAUCCCUCCCUGGUGGCCACGCGCGCCAUCCCCACCAUCGUGGUGCCCCGCGAGGACGCCCACCCUUCCAGGCUGGCCCCCGGCGAGGCCUCACGCCUCGAGAGACGCCGCAGCUCCCUGGGCGAGCCGCUGCAUGCACCGUCCCUGCCCCUGCAUCUGAGGGAGGGGCGUCGCCCCAGCCUGGACCCCAACGUGCUGCUCAACGCACAGCCCCACCCAGAGGGGCGCCGCGGCCAGUACGUGACCGCGGGGCGCGGCUGCCGGUCUGCCCACACCGCGAAGUUCACGCCCUCUGCCAAGGCUCGUGGCCGCCGCCGCAGCGCCUCGCCGCCCCCCGCCACGCGCCGCCGCCAGGAGACAGAAAGGCGGCGGCCUCACAACGGCCAAGUCGUGGCCACCAGGAAGAACCCCGCGCCCUCCGCGGCGCCCGGCAAGCCCGCGUCGGGCGUGUGGACUAUCCAGAUACACCCGCCCACGCCCGACUCUACGCCCGCGCCCUCCCACGUCACCACGCCCACACCCGCCACUGCCGUGAACCCCGCCACCGCCGCCCCGGGCCGCCUGCACGCCGCGGUGCUGCGCCUGGCCCGGUGGCGCCUGCACGUGAAGCAGGCCGCUGCCACACACUGGGCCGCCGCCAAACAGGACGCGCCCACCCUGGAGGAGGUGGUGGAGGCACUCGGCCAGGCACAGGUGAUCGCCUUGGUGUGCGGCAUCAUCACAGCCUUCCUGAUGGUGCUGGCCCUCGCCUCCUCCGACUGGCUGCUGGCGGUAGGGUGGCGGCAGGGUCUUUUUGAGCACUGUGUGGAGCAAGGCGCGCCCAAACCCCUGCCUUUCCAAAUCAACGCGGAACCGGGAUGUCACCCAGCACGAGACGAACCCUACAUUAUGGCCAGUGCUGCCCUGUGUGUCAUCUGCCUGCUACUGGACUUCUUUGCCACCAUCAUGACAGGUCUCGGUCUGAGCAACAACGACCCUUCUGUCAAAACACGCUACUACAGGAUUGCUGUCUGGGUGAUGACCCUUGCCUUGAUCGCUAUCCUUGUAGCACUCAUCUUGUAUCCUGUUUUCUUUGCGCAGGAGUUGGAACUUGGAAACCGGACCCUGUGGGAGUUCGGGUGGGCUUACGGUGUUGGCUGGGGUGCUGCCAUCUUCCUGUUCGGCGCCGUGGUGCUGCUGCUUUGCGACCAGGAGGAGGAGGAGAUCUACUACAAGGAGAGGACCAUCAUUCAUGCAGAGAACGACUCUAGGGCCUAAGUGACCCAGACAGUGGCAUGAAGCAGAGGCCUUGCAGCUCCUCGGUGUCAAGAGCAGCCCAUGGUGACCGCCUGUCCUUCACUCCUCAGAGGCUGGGAGAGUGGAUGCAGCAUGAAAGAGUCGAGUGCGUUGCGUGAGUGAGGUGAAAGAAGAGUGUUUUCUCUUGUCCAUUCACUAUUGGCAAUGCUUCCUUACAGCAACCAGUACUGUGCACAUGAGCGGAGGCCAUGAGUGUGUGAAAACAUGAGGCAAGGCAAGGAGGAAAGUGAAAAGACAAAAAGACAAAGAGAAAAUCAUUUGCAAACUCACAUAUCGGCUUGUGUCCGGCGCACGAGUGACGUCACAGUUUAUGAAAUGAAUGUGGAAGUCGAGCAGUGCAGGACGUGACAUUGCAGGAGCACCGCCUUGUGUUUUCUGGAGAAUGUUUUGCUUCCUGGGCCUCCAUCCUGCUGCCCCCAUUGCUUCUCCCCGCCCUCAGUGGUCCCGGCAUUACUCCUGUGUAGUCUUCUCUCUACGCAGCGAGUGUGUGUGUGUGUGUGUGUGUGUGUGUGUGUGUGUGUGUGUGUGUGUGUGUGUGAGAUGCCGCUGAUGUCUGACUCUGUGUUGACGAGACAUUGUGGUGUUGAUGUGUAUCUGUGUUCAUUUGGUGUGUCAAGUCUGCAAGGUUCAAUUGGUCUGCUCUUAUUUCUUGUGUUCUUUCAUGUCCAUGCCACGCUUCUGUUUGACGAGAGCUGUGUUUGUUGCGAUGAGAUUUUGACCAUGAGGAACCUUUGUCAGUUCUUCAUUUUCCUCCUGUUCAUGUUUUUUUUUUUUUUUUUUUUUUUUUUAUGCAGUCUUUUCUGUUGUGAGACUUACUUCACCUGUUGACUGUGACCAAGAAAAACCUUCACUAGUUCUCCUCUCCUUUACAUUUCCACAUUAUUUCCUUUGAUCACAAGGGAAUCCUCCUCCCUUCACAUUUCUAUUCAUUCCUUGUAUUUUCUCUGCAAUCCCUUCAUUCCCUCAGACUUCACUUUAUCCUUGUUGUGACCCUCUCUUGAGUUGCUUCCGGCACUGACAGCGACCACACACCUCGACACAACCUCCAGACACAGGUUCCAGAGUACUAAAAAGGAAAUUAGAGAAGGAAGAGAAGACGAACGUAAGCACAGAAGGAAAUAAGAGAAGGAAAAGAAGAGGAACAGAAGCACAGAAGGACUGGGUUGGCAGAAGACAGCCUGGGAGAUGCCUAAACAAAGUCACCACCCCAGAGUACUUAUAGAUAUUCUUACAUUUCGCUGGCAGUGUGUCGUCUGCGCCAGCUUAACUCUCUUAGUCAAUAAAUUUAGGUAAGACUAGAUUAAACGGUCUUAAAUAGUCAAGGGUUUUUACUCCAUAAUAAUAAUAAUAAUCAUAAUGCCUCUUAGCUCAUCUCACAAGGAAAUUAUCUCUCUAUCUCUCUUGGAUCCAGGAAGUUUGGAAUCCACAUAAUAUUACGGCAUUGUUUUGUGCCGACGCCUCGACUCUCCAUAAUAAGAUGCAUAGAUAUCUAGGCUUUCUAUGAUGAUGAUGAUGAUGAUGAUGAUGUGGAUUUGGGAAGAGACAGCUCAUUUUUUUUUAUAGGUUUUUUAGAGUUUUUUUAAUGAUUCUCCUCGCAUAGUUAUCAUUUUUUACCUAUUUAGUUUUUAGUUGUUUUUUUUCUCUGGUAGUGUUUUCUGUGUUUUUCUUAUCCAUCUCCCCUCCUUUUGGCCAUUGCAGUUGUCUUUCAUUAGUCACACAAUCAUCGCCCUUUGCAUAGCGUCUGUCACUUAAUUUCCUUGGUGAUAAUUAGUAACACAGCCUGAGCAAACAAACUAUUAGUCAUCACCACCACCACAACCAUCACCACCACCACCACCACCAUCCUCACCAUUGUCACCCCCAACCAUGCACUCUCACACAUUCACUCUCCUUCACAAACCACCUUUCCCUGUUUCUGUGUAAGAUUUUUGCAUUCUGUUAUUCCUCAUAUGCAUCACUAAACAAGCACACAUACUUACACUCACACACAGACCCAUGAUGCUUACACACUCAAACACAACUCCCCAACACUGCUUGAAGGCCCUUAUUUUGUGUAUGUGCCAUUGCUUAUCUCCCUCUGAGCAAUCCCCAGUCAGUAACUUUAAGCCCAGGUGCAGCUGAUAAGAUAAUAGACACAAAAAACGUAUGCUUGCUUACGCCACACGAUUUGCUUUUUAUUUUUUACGUAUAUGAGCCGACAGUAGACCUUGGUGUGAUACUAAACAAAGGCUGCUUGAAGUGACUAUUUCUAUGUAGGAGUUACUGAAAUUAUUUGGAGUGUUUUUUUAUUUUAUUUUUUUAUCUAUUUAUUUAUUUUUCCUUGCCUAACUGCUGCAUAAACUGGAGAUUUUGAGAGUUUGUCCACGUUUUAUUUGUUGUUUUUUGACCCGUGAUGGGGGGGAAGGAGACAAGACAGGGAAGGUCAUGUGUGUAAUGUCCUGAGUGACAAUCAUGUUUCAUACUUGCACAAACUCCCUCUCUAGAUCAGUUCCUAGGCCAGUUUGUUGACAGCUUCACUUAGACAUAUAGAAAAAUUCAUCUCAAAUUUAGUUGGAGGAGAAUAAAGUUGUACACACAUCAAUGCUGCAUAAUGUCUGGGAUAAAGGAAGGAGUGAGCUUCAACACCCCUACAUACAGAAUCAGGAUUACCCAUAGAGGAUCAGGCAUGUUGACAAAGGAUCAAGUUGGAACAUUGGUAUUCAGGUGUCCGUUUUGGGUUUUGAUUCAAUGUACAGCAACUCUGCCUUGUUAUUCCUGAUCAUUAAUACCUUUUAAAUACAGGAUCAAGUUAACCCAAAGAGGAUCAGGCUUGUUGAUAAAGGAUCAAAUUGAAACAUUGGUAUUCAAGUGUCAGUUUUUGGGUUUUGAUUCAGUGUAUAGCAACUCUGGCUUCCUGUCCUCAUCACAGUAUGUGCACCAUUAUUAUUUUGCCUUGUAACAAUAUUUUUAUCCUUUGUAUUAACUAAGUGAUGCGUACAGUCAGGGUCAAAAGUUGUAUAACCUGCAGUCACUUACAUUGUUCUUAAAGUGUUUAUUUUCAAUUCUAAAUCCUGUAAUUUGCAAAGAAUCUUCUGAUCAUCAGGUUCUGUAUGAUAGUGAGGAGGUGAGAGGGGUGAAGACUGAAGGAAGGACACAAAACACAGUUGAAGUGAAUGCAGAAUGUUACAUGACUUCCGAACCAAACUGUACCUACCGAGGAGCACUGAACCUAUGUGAGCUGCUCCAGUGGUGUUUAUAAACUGCUUCACACUUGGCAGGAGUUCCCAAGCUGUCCUGGUUCCUGCUGCAUCUGUGAAUUCUUUUACCAACAAAGGUUCCGAGCGCUGUUGUGAUUUUUCAGCCGUUCGUUCAAUGCUUGCAGGUUCCCCUACCUUGCUCUCUUGAUCCUUGACACUCCUGUAGGUGAAGUAGGUCAGCGCCCCGCCAUAUCAGUGUGUCUGAGGCUUGUAGUUGCACCACAUUGUAUAUAGUGUGUCCUCUUUGAAUGAACUCUACUCCUUUUAGCAUAAAUUCAAGUGCCAGCGAUUGCAUGGGUGUCUGUGGUCCUCCAGGGGAAACGUCCAGGGUUGUGAGGGAUUUGAAGGACGCUUCCCUCCACGGUGUGACUGUGAACCACGGCGACCCAGCAAACUGUUUCACUCUCGGUCUGACCUGUCGUAAGAAAUUUUGAUAGCGUGUUAAGGGCUUAGAUUUCCAAGGUAAUAAUAAUAAUGAUGCUUUUAGCUGGAUGAAAGUUUUUAUACUAGACAAUUCUCUUACAAUGUAAGUAGAAUGUUUUAAGAGCAAGGCAUUACGGUGAAAGGUGUGAAUCUCGACAUUCACAUCUUUUCUGCAUGCUCUCAUAUUCACAAAGUACUACUACUAUUAUACUGUGUACUGUGCAGCAUUAGUCCACCAAGACAUUCACAGGGAGUAGUCGUAACAGGUCGGCAGUGCAUUGAAACGGUAACUGACAAGAAUGAACACGACCCAGAGAACACACCUUGCAGUUGCUGAGAUGGCCCAAGAGGGAGUCAGGCCCAAGACUGUGGCCACAAGUCAGUGUGGCUUUGCUGAGGAACUAGUCAUGGUUUGUUGUGUCUUGUUGCCGGUGAGGCUUGUCUGGCUGGCAGCAGUAAAACCUGUGUUGGUGCGUCCACCAACUCAUAGAGCUGAGCUGAUCCGUAACUACCCACUAACAAUUCUCUGGUGUGUGUGUGUGUGCCCGCCACCCACCACCACAUCAUUAGGUUACCAAAUGUUUUAAGUGAUCAAUUCGUUCAAGAUUAUAAUACAGCAGCUGCAGAUGGGAAAAGAUCUUGUUUUUUAUUAUUAUUUCUUUUAUAUAUAGUAUUGUUUUUCUCUGUGCUGUCCUAUUAUUGUAUUGUUUAGGGCAUUGUAUAUAGACCUUACCCAUGUGACGAUUGGGACUUUGUUUGUUGACAGAAGUGUGUAAAUGAUCAAGUUCCUGAUGGUGAUGGUGGCGCCUCGCCCUGAGAAAGGCCUGCAGAGGUGUUGUCAUUCUCUUUUAAGUUCAUGUUAGUUAGUUUUUUUUUUUUUUUUUUUUUUUUUUUUUUUUUUUUUCAUUUAUUUAUUUAUUUUUUUUUUAUGUAACAGUUUCAGUUGAAUUCCCACUAAACAAAAACAUAUCCCUUGUUAUGCCCCCAAAGUGCACCACCUCCUGAAGGCUGAAGCACUCAAGCUGUGCCGAGAGCCAGUCGUCAAAUCAAGGCUCAUAUUCUCAAACAUUUCAGCAUCUUAACUCAAUGACUUUUGACUCUUAUCUCAACGACUUCUGACUUUACCGAAGAAAUUAAGGUUUUCAAGAGUGUGUUCAUAUUUCUAGUGAUAGUUUAACAAGGAGUUUGGAUCAUUCAUGCAUAAAAAAACAUGAAAAAACUUAAGUAAUCUGUGGUUUUUCAAAAUACUGUUAGUGAACAACCUGACUAAUCUAUGAUUUUUGAAAAUAAUCUUGAUGGAAGACCAAAGUGUUUAAAGCAUAGUGAAUCUUGACGGCUGUUCCCAGUGCGGCAGGAAGGACAGGGCCGCCUCGUCCUGCCUGCCAGAGUGUUGCUGGCCUCCUCAAUCCCCCAAAGCUGUGAGGCUCAUAGGAACACAGUCCUCUGGUGUACACUUGUAGGGGUUGCAGGAGACCCAAGUUAAGGAGUGUGUGCAUGGUUGGUGUGCACAGUUACCCCAGAAUCCUCAUUAUGAUUAAGGGAUGAAACUGUACUGAACUGUGACUGGUGUUAAAAUCAAUAUACUGUAAGCACUUUGCUGGCACACCUCACUCCUGCUGCUCCUCCUCACCGGCUCCUUGUAGUAUUCUAGCUUAUUUCAUUUCAGCAUCAAAAUUUAAGCUUAUUUGUUUGUUCCUGCCUCCCAAAUCAUGCACCUGACAGUCAUAAGGUGGAUGUUCUAGCCACGUUAAUCUUCCAACUGCUAAUAAUGUAACAUCUGUUCUUUUGCGUAAUGGUGAAUGAAUUCAGUGAUUCAAAAUAAAAUACAGGAAGUAAAGGGUUUAACUUAUUCAAUUGCUCCUUUGUGUUGUCUCUCAUCUUUCAAAAGCGAAUUCUGUGUAUUUUUAUUUUGUGCCUCGGCAUUUGAAUCAGAGGAGCCACAGCAGUCGGAAGGUUGGGGCAGUGGGCCGAGGGAGGUGAGACAGGGCAGUGGGGUGAGGUGGUGCUGGCAGGGAUAACCUCCCACCAUGAGGGUCAGUGGUACAUUUCUUCCGUGUGUUGGGCGCCACCAGGUCGUCCCUUCAUAGCAAUAAUGAGCGCUUGGCUUCACAGGAGUAAAUAGUUGGUCUGUUUUCAAUCCAAAAUUAAAGCUGUAAGUUCCAUGAAGUUGCCGGAUUGUUUCAGUGGUAUGUAAAUUUUAGAUUUUAUGUAAAAAUACAAAGUCUUUAAUAUAUUAUUGAUAUACUUGU